Molecule: messenger RNA, 678 nt
Organism: Aspergillus niger
Lineage: Eukaryota; Fungi; Ascomycota; Eurotiomycetes; Eurotiales; Aspergillaceae
Exons: 2
Coding region: 1-678 (225 amino acids)
Source: RefSeq, a predicted model, not a curated record
AUGUCUCUCAGUUCCGCGACCGGUAACCUGGCUGGCCGUCCGCCCAAGCUGGCCAACGACCUCAAGUCGACCGUCCAGCAAACGCAGGACACCACCACGCAAACCGCCACUCGGUUGCCCGACUCGGUCCUCCCCGGCGAAUAUCCCGGCGAGCCAGAUCAUAUUCAAGAUGCGCAGCGCGACGACGCCAACAAUGGGCCGGUGCUCGCGCCCCUCCAGCAGUGGUGUCGCCAGUCCCUGCCCCGUCUGCUCGAUCGCUUCGAGGCCCAUCUCGCCUGGCUGCUCUCCUGGAUCCUGCCGGCGCCGCGCCAGGCCUGGCUCUACGACGAGGCCGCGCGCCGUCCCGCCAGCACCACCUUCCUCGUCUGCCAAGCUAUCUGUUGCGGCGUGCCCUUACUCGUCUUCCUUGCGGGCGUCUUCGUCUUUGCUGCGGUCGCCAUUGUUCUCUGGGCGAUACUGUCGGUGCUCAUUCUGGGACCGGUGCUCCUGGUGGCGAGUAUGAUGGGCGUGUCGCUGUGGGGUUGGGGCUGGCUGCUGUACGGCCUCAUCAAGUGGAUCGAUCAGAAAUACCUGGGCGGGUUGAUCUCUCGGUUCUGGCUCUCGCGUAUGCCAUCGCCGGAAGUAAUACUUACUAGUAACUCAUUCAACAUGUCGUUGAUGUGCACAUUCGUUAGUUAA